This is a messenger RNA of Diuraphis noxia (Russian wheat aphid), 2190 nucleotides long. RefSeq lists its product as uncharacterized. The record is from RefSeq and is a predicted model, not a curated record. NCBI's taxonomy places the organism in Eukaryota, Metazoa, Arthropoda, Insecta, Hemiptera, Aphididae.
AUGGUUUUUAUUCCCUUUUAAAUAUAUAUUUAACAAUCRAAUCGAGUGCCCUAUAUUUAUAAGCAUGUUKUAAGAAGGAGUGGUAGUAUUCAUUGCGUAAAUGGAUUCGAUAAGAAAAAAAGCUUUACGUAUAAMUACAUAAAGUGUGUUUGUUCAACGUUCAUGUCAUUUUUGUCGUCACAAUAAAAAUAAUGUGGUCAAAAUUCAAAAUGUUCGUUUCUAUUAAGACAUCUAUUUUUACCCACUAUUAAAUAUUAAUUGGUGUUCUGUAAUUACUAAUAUCACUCGCAUUGAUUUCAGUUUUCUUUAAAGACUCUCGUUUUCACAGUUAACCAGYCAUAUUACCCAAGAGAAUAUCCACUGUUGACCGUGACCUAAAACUAGGCGCCUAGUACCUACUAUAUUCUGGUAAAUGAUUCUCCACCGUAAAUGUGCCCUUAUUUUCACACCAUCGUCCAGUGAACGAUUUCACAACUUCCUGUAGUUAAAACGAUCGCCAUUUCGUUCCGAUUACCAGUGCUACUGAGUUACAUCACUUGUUAUUGAUUUUUUUCCAACACAAGAGUAAAAACAACCAAAACGUCGUAGUCACGAUACCGAGCGACCGAUAACGUGACAUAAUAUUGGGAAAUACGUGUGUAAAAACAAAGCAAAACCGAAAACCAAAACAAUUAGUGUGAUAUGGUUCAUUUCAUACGGUAGAGGUGGAAUACAACCCGCAUAUGUUGAGGAUUAAUUCGUUGUUCAAAAUGACAGUUUACAAACGGUGUUUGUGUCAAAAGCAUCAUGUACAUCCGAGCUGAAAUCGAAUUGUCGUCAUGAAUACCACGCUUAACGAUGGAUACAAAACGAUUGUUGKCUUUAUUCUGGUUAUUGGCACUAGCCUGCGGUCGAAGAUUAAAUGACGAGCACACUAAACACAAUAAUACAAACAGGAAGUUACCUACAAAAUCAAUUGACGCUCAAGACGAUUUCAGCUCUCGAAGUUAUGGACUUCAAGGGCCAGAAGUAGAUUCUCCAGAUGAAUUUAAAACUGAGGUAUCUGAUGAAUGGAUGCCUACAAGUUCAAUGGCAAAACAAAUUCAUGAACCUGAAGUUGACGAUUACGGAGAACCAGAAAAACCAGAACAGCUAAAUGAACAAAAAGACAUGGAUUCAUUAGAAAGACUUAAUGAACCCGAAAAAAUUGAAGAUCCCGAAGAUGGUAAUGAAGACUUUGAGCAGGUGAAAAAAGUAAAAGAGGUGUCCAUAAUGACAUUGAAACCAAAAGAACGUAAUAAAGCAUUGGAUCCAAUAAGUGAUCAACAAGGCCGUUCUCCCAUGAGAAUCAUACGACCUAUGAGAGAUUUGAGUAUAAUUGUCAGAAAUCGGCACCAUCCUAUAUUAAUCGCCCGUCAAGUGCCYGUCCAUUGGAUACCUCGCCACCACCACCAUCCCCAUAAACCAACACAUCCACAUAAACCAUCACCACAUCCACACAAGCCACAUAUUCCACAUAAGCCACUACAUCCACAAAAACCAAUGUAUCCGCAUAAACCUCACCAGCCUUCGAUGCCAAAACACAAACCAUGUAAACCAUGUGACCCUAAAGUUCAUAAAAAACAUAAGCCGAAAAAACCAAAAAAACCAAAAAAAAAACCGAAAAAAGAACACUGUCACCAUCCGAAAAAACCGCAUCAUAAACGAUUAUUAUAUUAUGCUCCUAUGCCUACCGCCAUGAACUAUUAUUACGGGUCACAAAUUCCGAUGAAAUUGAUUACACCAAGUAAUAACUACGCUGUGGCCGAAAAUCUUGAGAACGAAGACGUWGAAAUUGAGACCGAAAAACCGUUUCACCAAGAAAUUGAAGAUGAUGUAGAAGAUCAUAGGUUAGCCGAAAUGAGUGAACCUUUUGAUGAAGAAGUCCCCGAUGAAAGUAAAAUAMAAUUAAUUGAGAAACCUUAAAAAGUGAAAGGUAACUUUUUAUAAWAGAAAAAAAUUAAUCAAAUUCGCAAUCAAAUUUUUAAUCAGAAUUAUUGAAUUACGUGUUUUAAAUAUAUAUUCCUUACCUAUGACAUUUAGGUAGAUACAAAUCUUAUUUAACCAUUCUACAAAACUUGAACUUCGAACGUCCACAGAACACUUCGUAUGGAAAGAACAAUAUUAUUAUAUUGAACGACAAAAAUAUUUAAACCUCAAAAUGAUCGGUAC